Messenger RNA from Aspergillus caelatus, 2389 nucleotides. RefSeq names its product putative anucleate primary sterigmata (ApsB). Bases 155 to 2308 code for a protein of 717 amino acids. The record is from RefSeq and is a predicted model, not a curated record. Lineage: Eukaryota; Fungi; Ascomycota; Eurotiomycetes; Eurotiales; Aspergillaceae. The transcript has a single exon.
UGCGCUGAAACUUGAUAACCAAGCUGUCCGAACGGAGCUGGAGGAGUAUAAGAGGGAGUUGGAUGAGUACAAGAAAGAGUUGGAAUCACUCGACAAAGCAUACCAAGAGCGCGGCAAAGAAGUCGAGGCUUUCGAUAAAGCAUAUCAAGCUGACAUGGAUCAAGCGGAGGAGGAGAUGCAAAAGCUACAGCAAGAUUUGCAGAACCUGGAGCAAGAACGUGACCGUGCACUACUGAUGGCGGAUGAACAUAAUGCGGCUUUCCAGGACUUGAGGGCUGAAGCCCAGGAUGAGCUGGAUGCCCUUGGCGAGGAGCUUGAUCAGAAGACUGAAGAGUGCCAGCGAUUAGGUGAGGAGUUGAAGAUUCAAGAUGAGAAUCUCCGAGCGCUGCAGGCAGAGAUGCGCUCAGCCAGCGAAGGCAUCAUCCGACUUGAAGAAGACGCACAAAGCAAUAUGCAACGUUACAAAGCUGUCCAACAGGAGCUUGAAGAUUGUAAUCGAGAGAUGGAGUCAUUUGAAAAAAGUCUCUUCGAAGCAAAUACGAAGGUCCAGCGACUGACAGUUCAAAUUGAAUCGAGUCAGAACGAGAUUGCAUUCCUGCGAGAAGAACAAGAUGGUGAUAAGAUCAGAAUCGGUGACCUGGAGUCAGAACUAAAGACAUACAAGAUAAGCCUCCAAAGCGAAAAGGACAAGGCCAGAGAACUCGAGGAACGUCUGACAGAAGAGCGGCAUCAGCGAGAGGUCGUAGGAAGCAAGGAGAAGCAAGAAGUCCAGCGAAUCGUCAACGAGUUGAAUCGAGAAGCAUCUGCUGCCAAGGAGGAGGCGCGCAAACUCAAGAAGAGUCUAUCGGCUCAAGAAAUCGAGACUAAUACUUGGAGGGAGCGGCUCAUGGACUUGGAGAACAAUCUUCGAGAGACUUUAGGUGAUCUGACUGGUAGUCGCUCUAGCUUGAUCUCCAAAAUCAUGGAGCUUCAAAAGAAUCUCGAGUCAACUGCUUGGGAACUCGAAAGUACCCGCUCUAAACUAGACGAGACCGAGUCGCUAUUGCGAAACCGCGAUGCGCUACUUGAGAGCCACGGGUUGGAGUCUCGGAAGUUAGCUGAGCUUCUCGAACGCGAGCGACAUUCUCGCCGGGCAGAUAAACAAUCGUUUGAGCAGGCGCUUAAAUCUCACCACCAAGCAUCUCGGACCAUCACCCAAAACAAUUCACGUAUCACAGAGCUAGAAAAUGCCCGCAACCAAGAUCGCAAGCGGUUUACUAAUCUCGAGCAACAAUUCAAAGAUCAGCUCAAUGAGCGGAACACGAUGCUGCUUAUGAUCUGGAAACGUUUGUCGGCGAUGUGUGGACCGGACUGGGCGCACUCUAACAGCUUAAUCAACGGCAACCUACCAAGUCAAGAGGUCAUAGGCAACAUCCUCUUCUGGCCGGGCUUCAGCCGCAAUCUUUUGCUUGCUGUAAAGACACUGGAGAACGUGAUCUCUGGCUUCAAGAAUCGCAUUAAGGGCGUUGAACGUGACCUUACCAAGCAAUAUCAGGCCGUCGAGCACACCUUGAGCCUACGGAUCAAAAAGCUGGAUCGUUUAGAAGAGUCAAUGAUGAAUAUUCGUGCUCAACAACAUAAGCUAGGCCAAUCUGGCCUGUCGCCAGAGAUGGCCAAGCUUCGAGGGGAGAAUCGGUUGUUGAAAGCUGAGCUGAACCUGCUACAAUCUCACUCGCGCAGCCGCGGUCCUGCCGGGAUGGGGCCGAGCUCUCCACGCAUGGAGUCUGGGGCGGACGUAGAUCCAGCUUCCUUGGUUCGUCAUAAUUCAAUGGUUGAAAAGCCCGCCAUUCCCCCUAAUUCUCAGGGUUUGACGCGGAGUUCAACCAGCGGUAUACCUCAACCAUCCCAUGUCUCUUCAACCACGACACUUGCCGACGGUGCUGGGGCCAUGGUGCAAAACUCCCGCACAAGACACGCGGUAGGCGAUCAAGGGAAUAAUGAAAAAUGGAUUCAGCGCUUGCACGAACUGGAGAAAAGACUGAAGCAAGAAAGGGAAGCACGCCUGCUAGAUCGUAACGGGGCCCGCAAGCGACUUGAAGAGCGAGAUGCUGAAAACCAAAGGCUUCGAGCCCAACUAGAGAGGGAGCGUGUGCGCAAAGACAUGUCAAUGUAUUAUUCUGUUGACAACAACGCUGGUCAGGCUCGAGGGCAGAAUCUAAGGAUGAUUCAAGGAACUGAUCGUGACUCUGGUGACGGAUACGGUAAUCACAGGGAUGAUGACCCAAGCUCGAGUGAUGGAGAAGGGAUAUGUGUUGAUAUUGAGGUUUAGUGAAGCGCCCUCCUGGUCUCCGGCUAAACACCUCUCCCCGCUGUUUUGUUUUUAAGUUAUUCCGGAGCCCCCGCCCUUCUU